GCCGUGCCACUUCCAUCACUAGCAACCUGCACUUCCCUCUCGUCUCCCACACUCACGCUCACACUCCCGGCUCACACUCAGCCAAACCGGCGGGCAGAGAAAGUUGGCAAUGGCGCCACGGGCUGCCACCGUCCUGCUCUGCACCGCGCUAAUCUGCCUCUCGGCGACGCACUCCCUCGCGCAGGCGCCCGCCCCGGCCGGCAACGCCCCGCCCAAGUCGCCCAACGCGACGCCGGCCCCCGCGGCGGCCGCGGCCACGCCCACUGCCUCCCCCGCCCCGCCCGCCGCCGACGCGUCCGCGCCACCCACUACCACCCCGUCUGCACCCGCGCCCAAGUCUUCCCAGGCCACCCCCGCGCCGACCACCACUCCCGCCACACCGGCGCCGGUGAAGGCCCCGGCCGCUCCCGCGCCGACCAACACUCCCGCCACACAGGCGCCGGUCAAGGCCCCGGCCGCCCCCGCGCCGACCAACACUCCCGCCACGCAGGCUCCGGUCAAGGCCCCGGCCACUCCCGCGCCGACCGCCACUCCCACUCCCACCACGCCGGCACCAGUGAAGGCCCCAGCCACCCCCGCGCCGACCGCCACUCCCACCACGCCGGCGCCAGUCAAGGCCCCGGCUACUCCAGCGCCGACCACCACUCCCACAACACAGGCACCGGUGAAGGCCCCGGCCGCUCCCGCGCCGACCACCACCCCCGCCGCACCAGCGCCGGUCCUCAAGGCACCCGCCACCCCGGCUCCCGCUGCCGCGCCGCCCACCACUCCAGUAGCCACCACCGCGCCGGUCAAGGCCCCAGCCACCCCUGCGCCCGCGGCCGCGCCGAUCACCGCUCCAGUCACUCCCGCCCCCGUCACUGCCCCCGCCGCGGCUCCUCCCACUCCCAAGCCCAAGGCCAAAGCCCCCGCGGCCGCACCACCCGCCAAGGCCACCGCCCCCGCUCCAGCAGCGCUCCCUCCCACCGUCGAGGCACCCGCAGCCGCCGCGCCAACACUCAUCCCCGAGGUGCCUUCCGCCGCGCCAGCCCCAUUGACCAAGCCCACCGACGCCCCCGCGCCGGCGCCGUCCAAGAAGAAGCGCUCGUCCAAGAAGAAGACGAAGGCGCCCGCGCCCGCCCCGGUCGCCGCGGCCCCCGUGAAAGCCAAGGCCGUGGCGCCUACCACCGCCGAGGCCGCCGCGGCUCCCGGGCCCAGCGGCGACUCCACCGCCGCCGACACCGCGAGUGCCCCGGCGAGGAGCACCGGGAUGGCGGCCGCCGUGAUCGUGGCGGCGCUCGGCGCGGCGGCGAUGCUCACCUAGACCGACGGUCCCCGUCGAUCGGGCCGUGAUGAUGCGCGCGUCGGCCAUGUCACCCUUUUUCUCUUUUCGUUUUGUGUAUGUAAUUAUUUACGAGGGGUGAUGUGUUUGGGUCCUUUUCUUUCCUGCGUGCAGUAGAGCUCACAUUGUCGGGAUUCUUUUCCUUUGCUUUGUGUUGAGAGAGACGGGAGAGAGGUCAGAGUGUCACGGAUGAUAUGUACGAGAGACAGACGAGAGGGAGAGGGGACGCUGCCUGUGUAUUAUUGUUAAUUUUAUUCACAUUUAUAACGUAUUUAUAUCACAGUUACCAUUACGUUUU
Triticum aestivum (bread wheat) is the source of this 1619-nucleotide messenger RNA. Its product is annotated as extensin. The transcript has 2 exons. Bases 110 to 1303 code for a protein of 397 amino acids. NCBI's taxonomy places the organism in Eukaryota, Viridiplantae, Streptophyta, Magnoliopsida, Poales, Poaceae. The record is from RefSeq and is a predicted model, not a curated record.